AUGAGAGAGUGUUUAGAUGAUAUAAAUGAAGUUCUUGAGCCAGAGAAGAGAAGGGAAAAACGAGCGGUCAUAGAUCGAAGACGUGAAGAAGGGAACAUCCGCUUGAUCAAUGAUUAUUUCAGUGAGAAUGCUAUCUAUCCCGAGGCCAUUUUCCGACGUCGCUUCCGGAUGAACCGACCAUUGUUCAUGCGUAUAGUUAACAAGCUAUCCGACUUACCCUUCUUUCAGCACAUACCGGAUGGUACUGGAAAGCCCGGUUUGACCGGCUUACAAAAAUGCACUGCCGCCAUUCGUAUGCUCGCAUAUGGCAAUGCAGCUGAUGCAGCGAUGAAUACCUCAGACUAG
This is a messenger RNA of Microthlaspi erraticum, 345 nucleotides long. The record is from the annotation of a GenBank genome assembly. NCBI's taxonomy places the organism in Eukaryota, Viridiplantae, Streptophyta, Magnoliopsida, Brassicales, Brassicaceae.